Lodderomyces elongisporus is the source of this 315-nucleotide messenger RNA. RefSeq lists its product as uncharacterized. The record is from RefSeq and is a predicted model, not a curated record. The transcript has 2 exons. Bases 1 to 315 code for a protein of 104 amino acids. Lineage: Eukaryota; Fungi; Ascomycota; Pichiomycetes; Serinales; Debaryomycetaceae.
AUGGCUGGUAGUAGUGGUGGUGGUAGUAGUGGUGAUGGUAGUGGUGAUGGUAGUGGUGGUGGUAGUAGUGGUGAUGGUAGUAGUGGUAGUGGUGGUGGUAGUAGUAGUGGUGGUGGUAGUAGUGGUGAUGGUAGUGGUGGUAGUAGUGGUGGUGGUGGUAGUGGUAGUGGUGAUGGUAGUGGUAGUGGUGAUGGUAGUGGUGGUGGUAGUGGUGGUAGUAGUAGCAGCAGCAGCAGCAGCAGUAGCAGUAGCAGUAGCAGUAGUAGUAGUAAUACUAUUCCACCACGAGCAAACAAUGAUUUUGGUGUAGCAUAA